Cydia splendana is the source of this 6184-nucleotide messenger RNA. RefSeq names its product CUGBP Elav-like family member 4 (gene bru3). Gene Ontology annotation, molecular function: mRNA binding. Gene Ontology annotation, biological process: mRNA splice site recognition; regulation of alternative mRNA splicing, via spliceosome. The transcript is spliced from 14 exons. Lineage: Eukaryota; Metazoa; Arthropoda; Insecta; Lepidoptera; Tortricidae. Bases 436 to 1851 code for a protein of 471 amino acids. The record is from RefSeq and is a predicted model, not a curated record. Gene Ontology annotation, cellular component: cytoplasm; nucleus; ribonucleoprotein complex.
GGUUAUGUUGUCACGUAUCCACGUGCCUCUGUCGCCUGUAGCGCGCAGGCGCCGCCGCGAGGCUGUACUCUGUUGUCACGUCACCUCAGUCCUCUGCCAACCGGCGACCAGUCGCGCGCGUCGCCCCGCGACACACGUAAACAAAUAACGACUAUGACAUACACUUUAUGACGAAAAUAACAUAAUCGGUGUGUUUUGUUCCAAUUUUGAUGUCUAUAAUUUAAAGUGAACAUUUAAAAGUGUCUUUUUAGUGCCAUAAAGUGAUAGCGCUUGCAGUACAAAGUUUUUCUUAUCGCCUUCUCGCCUGUAAUUAGUGAUAUAUAGUUAAUUAUUGCGAAAUUCUAAAUACAGCUUAAUGUGUAUAGUUGCGCUAGUAUAACUAGGUGUAAGUGAAGAAUACGUAUCCAGUAUUUAAGGUUAAGUGACAGUGUCUAAAUGUCGCUCAUUUGUAGAGAGCUCAGCGGCCCCCUGAUGUCGGAGCCACUCGUCAGUCUGUACAAAUCCCCUGUAUCAGGGUGCGCCUUCCUGACUUACUUCAACCCGGAGAGCGCGUCGAGCGCGCAGUCAGCGCUUCAUGAAAAACGGACGCUACCAGGGAUGAACCGAGCAAUACAGGUGAAGCCGGCGGACAGCGAAAAUAGAGGAGAUCGAAAGCUGUUCGUGGGCAUGCUGAGCAAACAACAGACCGAGGAGGAUGUGCGGCAACUGUUCACGCCCUUCGGCACUAUAGAGGAGUGCUCCAUACUGCGCGGACCCGACGGCGCGAGUAAAGGCUGCGCGUUCGUAAAGUUCAGCUCACACCAAGAGGCGCAGGCGGCCAUCACCAGUUUGCACGGGAGUCAAACUAUGCCGGGCGCGUCCUCGAGCCUGGUGGUGAAGUUCGCAGACACGGAGAAGGAGCGGCAGCUGCGGCGCAUGCAGCAGAUGGCCGGCAACAUGAGCCUGCUCAACCCGUUCGUGUUCAACCAAUUCGGCGCCUACAGCACAUACGCGCAGGUCAUCACUGAGCAGCAACAAGCAGCCCUGAUGGUAGCAGCGACGGCGCAAGGCUACAUCAGCCCAAUGACGGCGCUCGCAUCGCACGCGCUCAACGGCAUGGCCAACUCUGUGGUGCCGCCUGCUUCUGAUAACUUCUCCGGCCUGGCGAUAGGCACGGGCGCGCAGCCACUGAACGGCGCGCUGCCGUCGUUGCCGUCGCCGACCAUGCCGGGGUUCAACAUGGCGGCGCAGACGGCCAACGGGCAGCCGCCGCCGCAGGACGCGGUCUACACUAACGGGAUACACCAGACGUUCACUGGACCCUAUCUGAGCGUCCCACUGCUGGGCGAGGACCGAGGCGUGAUAUCGCCGAUGUGCGCUGAUCUGACGAAUGUUGCAGCGGUGCCCGUGACGGCGCAGGGCCUGCCCAACGGCGAGGCGGCGCUGCAGCACGCGGCCUAUCCCGGCAUGCAGCCGUUCCCAGGCGUCGCCUACCCGGCGGUAUACGGCCAGUUUCCGCAGCCGAUCCCGCCGCCGAUGUCCACCAUAGCGCCCGCGCAGAGGGAAGAUUUUCUUAUGUUCCCAGGGUGCUCGAUCUCCGGCCCUGAGGGGUGCAACCUAUUCAUCUACCACCUGCCGCAGGAGUUCGGGGAUGCAGAGCUGAUGCAGAUGUUCCUGCCAUUCGGGAACGUCAUCAGCAGCAAAGUGUUUAUUGACCGCGCCACUAACCAGAGCAAAUGUUUCGGUUUCGUGUCGUUCGACAACCCCACAUCGGCGCAGGCCGCCAUCGCGGCGAUGAACGGCUUCCAGAUUGGCAUGAAGCGGCUCAAGGUCCAACUCAAGCGGCCCAAGGACGCCAACCGGCCUUACUAACCUUAGACGCCGUCCCUGCGCGCUCGCGUCACCACCGUGUCUGGCCGCGCGCGCCCCGCGCCCGCAGCGCGCAUCAUCAUGUAUUAUCAACAAUUCCAAGGAAUUUAUUAAUACAUCUUUAUUGUAUAGUAAAUAUCAUUACCUACAUACUUACCUAAAGAUUAUGCGAGCCCACUCGGCGAGUAUACUAAAUUAGUUAAAAGUAAUUUAUUAAAUCAGCGCGUAGGAAUGCUUCAUUCUUAUCAUUAUCGAUUAAUCAUUAAAUUACUCUAUUAUAUUAUUAUUAUAUAUACAAUUUAUUAACUUUGAUUAAAUUAUUAUUAUUAUAAAAUGACACGUUAUAAAAAUUUUGUCAUUCGUAAUCAUACUUCUACUUCUAAGUACUUAACGUUUAACUGAAACUUUUAACAUAAAUUUAUUAUACUAGUUAUUUGCUUGAACUAAGCCAAACUGAAUUUAUUAAGUAAGUUGAAAAUGUAAGAAAAAAGUGUAUUUUAAUUAUUGUAUAUUGCAACAAGACGUAGAGCCGGGACGCGCGUUGCGGACUUGCGCGGCGGCCGGGCCCGGCCUCUGGCCUCGCCGUCCGGCCCCUCGGCCCCGCGACCCCCGGCCCGCCCCGCCCGCCCGGCCCCCGCAGCCGCGGCGCCCGUCCCGGACACAUCGCGGACACUGUUGUCUCCCUCCGCCGAACUGAUUGCAUUAAUGUAAGUGCUCGGUAUAGAUCACUAUUGGAGUAUAUAUAUCCUAUAUUUUGUUAAAUUUUAUUAUGUGUGUGUCUGAUAAGCUAAUACGCUGGGGUACCACACGGCAGUCCUCUUGUGUAACAUAACCAGUCCCACUCCAAUGAUCUGUACUUUCAUGAUGCAUCGCGCGGCGAGAGCGUCCCGCGUCGGCCGAUAGCGCCCGACGCCCGGUACGCCACGGACAAUACGCGAUGACUCGUAUCGGUGCGACGCAACUCUGUCCAUGGUACGCCCAGCUCCUCACAAACUACUUGUUAGUGAACGUAAACUAAUGGCGAUGUUGUUGACAAAAAUUAAAUGUUUGUAUUUAACGCUGUGUACAAAUCAAAGUGCACUUCAACAUAAGACCGAAUACUUAGGCCUUCGUUUCAAAAGAUCGUGUUAUUAUGUGUUGUAAAUUCCAAAUGGGCUGUGAUAUAAAAAGUAUAAUCAACAUAAUGGACUGUACUCACGCCGUUCGUGUCUGUAUGUGACGCGUCUCGCCGCCGCUCGCCGCUGGCCGUGUGGCCUCCGCCGCUACGGGCCGGCGCGAGCGCGCGGCACGCACGCGAUGUCAAUUCUCAACGAGCGUGCUUCCCCGUCUUUAUUUCGUGUGUGUCUAUACAAAUAUAUACAUAAUACUAUUCGUGUUAAGGUGUUAAAUACAAUAAAUGUGAGGACCGCGUCCGGGAGUCAACAGUGGGAGGUGCGCGAGCUAACAGGUUACAAAACUAGUGUAAUUUCUACAGACAAAAAUAGAUUCAUAAUCAAAAAGGUACCAAUAUAAAUAUUAUAAUGAUACUGAGAUACCUUAGAUUAUAUUGUGUGCGCGCGGGCGGACUAAGUGCCGGUGUGGCGGCACAGGGCACAGGGCACAGCGCCGGCGCGGCCGAGAGCCGAGCGGCCGGGCGCGGGCGCGGGGCGGGGUGGCCGCUGCGGGCCCGGCCUGCCCCCGGCCCGCCCGGCCUGGGAGCGCCCGCCGUCGUCUGCCGCGCUAUAGUCAAAUAUUACACUCACCACAAGACAUAGAAUUUUAUAUUUACACAAAUAAUUAUAUUAUAUUGAUAUAGUAUUCUAGUUUUAGGCGUUUAUGAUUUGUAAGUAAGCGGUGUGUAUAAAAACAACAUGAAUUUGUGUACCGACGUUUCGAGUGUAUCUAGUUCUUUUCCCUGAAACUUGAGUGCAAUACGUUGUUGAGCUUUUUAAAUUGUUUUAUAGCGUUGUUUUCGUUCACGUCGCAUUUUUUUCUAAUUUGUAGUGUUUUCGUUGAAUUAUGUUGUUUAUUGACGUGGUCUAGUUUCGUACCGACUUGUGAGUCGGCCUCUGGGCCUCCGGUCUGUUCGGGCCUCAGGGCCGGCCGUCGGCCGAGUGAGUGCGGCGCGACGAGCGACGGCCCUCGCGCUAUUAGGAUACCAGUAAUCGAUGCCAAACCGGAACACGUAUACUUAGUAUAUCGACUAUCGAUAAAUAUCACCUCGUGCGUAAUGUAGGAGUAAUGCCCCCGGGGCGGCCCGAGCCCCCCGGGCUAUUAAUAAUAUUGUACUUAUAUCUUUAUACUGAUUAAAAUUAAAUCCCUAAAGAUAUAUUGCGGUAACGCUAACGUUUGUAAUAGAUUAAUGAACCUCUCUGAAUGUAUAAAACGAUCGCCCAUAAAAGUGAUUCUAGGAUACAGGGUAUGCUUUGCAAUUAUUUAAAUGUAUCUAAAUGUUUUCAUGUAGGCAGGUUUUGCCGAACUCUGAACUAGACUGCGAUGCUUCGGCCAGCCCGCUCUCGGGUCCACUAGCCGCGACUUUUUAUAUCCUCAUCAUAAGAACCGGAACCAUCUCAUCUCAUCCCAUCGCGGCCGCGCCGGGAGGGUACGAGUAGUUGUGGGACGGUUGCGGACGUCGGUCUGACGUUUGAACCAACCACAAGUCAGCGACUGAACUUUUCUGUCACCGUGAUUAACCAGGGGCUUGCUUUCCAUGCAGACUACUCUCAACUUCAACCUACCUGUUGUAAAACGUGCAGAAAGUACGAGGAGUGAAAAUAAACUGUUUAAUUUAUGAACUGACUAAAUAAAACAAAAAUCUUUAAAUAAAAUUAUUGAAAGAACGUAUCGCGUAUAUUUAUUUUUAAAUGCCUCCCUAUGUUUCAUUUACCUACCCUCUUUGGCCACGUGCGAUGGCAAUAAAGAGCUGAAAACGAAACUUAGAAAAGUAUUUAAAGUCAAUAAGUAUAAGCUAUACAUUCCAUUUUAAUAGUUAUUCGUAAUGUGUAAGUACCUAAUAAUGACGGAAACCACAGACAAUAUUAGAUAAAACGUCAAUCAAUCGAUAACUUCGUAGUUUGCACGGAAAGCCCCCUAUUCGAAGGUAAAUAGACCGGAUGGGAGCCCCUCUCGGGUGAUUCCUGCGCUUUGCCUUUUAUUUUACUAGUAACUGGCCGGACACUUCAUUCCAAAUUACUGCGCCUUGCGUUCUAACGUAUCCUCAUUCACUUGUCAUCUCAUACUUCUGAAGACGGUAGACCGCGAAACUAGAAAGCUGAGAAAUCUCCAACAUCAACCGUCUCUCGGAAACCUAACGGCAACUUAGUAUUACAAAAUCGAAUUUCUUAACUAUUUAACUCCUAAAACUUUUAUAGAAUAUUUAUAACGUUCGCAUGUUUAAAUUGGUCGUAGCGCUCGCGUAGAUGGAAUAUAAGGAAGUACCGAGGAGGUAGGUAGGGACGGUCGCCAGGCCGCCGCGCCGCGCCGGCCAGCGACGCGCGGUUACGCUCUGAUCCCUGUUCGACGCUAGUUAGUAAGAUGAAUGCCAAUAUUUUAAUCAGAAAAUGAAAAAAAAAACAAACGUUAGAAUUUGGAAUAAUUAAUCAUAUUAUUAUAUAUCUAUUUAUAUAAUAAAAUAUGGAGAGAGGCGCAUAGUGCUUUUAUGAAUUGUAGAUCCUAGUAAUGGAAAAAAAAAACAAUCUAGUCAUAUCUCUUUACGUUAUUUAUUUUUUCUAUCGCUUAGCAUAGUUUAGCUUCAAGCACUCUUUUUUGUUGAACUAUUUAUUUUAAUUUAUACUUAUUCUAGUGCUUUCUCUCGUGCCAUUUCGUUUUUUAGUUUAACUAUUAAUUAUCCUAGUUAGUUAAGCAUACGAUUUCCUACAGAUAAUGUCUACCCAAUUGUACCGAAACCGACUAUGUUGUAACAAUAAUAAGUUUAUUGUAUUCAUAUUUUAAUAAGUUAUCCAGAAUACUGUUUUAUUAUAGAUCAUUUCAUCCAUAGUUUAGAUACGUUAAGAUUAAGGUGAAUUGAGAUUAUUUAUGGUAAUGUACGGUAGGGAGGAGUGGAAAUGGUGUAACCGUUCGGUUAAAUUAGAAGUUAAAGUUACCUUAGCGAGUUAAAGACGAGUGAGUAGGCGAAGUAACUCUAUAGACGUUUUGCUAUCGAAUGUUAAAGCAGAGAUCGGCAAACGCGACGCGGGUACUAACAAGAUAUAAAACCUAGGUACUUAACAAAAGUAUUCCCGGUUCUUCCUGGGGGUCUAACCAAGUGACAAUCGUUGAUAGAAAACGCCAGUCGAAAGCGAAAUAAUGUACCUAUAGAAAUUAUCACGUAACUUUUCGUAGCACCUGAGAACCUACC